Molecule: messenger RNA, 1358 nt
Organism: Alosa alosa (allis shad)
Lineage: Eukaryota; Metazoa; Chordata; Actinopteri; Clupeiformes; Clupeidae
Product: proline rich transmembrane protein 1B-like
Exons: 3
Coding region: 93-347 (84 amino acids)
Cellular component (GO): membrane
Source: RefSeq, a predicted model, not a curated record
CCAGCUCACUGCCCCACACCCUGUUCAGUGCUCAGCGCUCAGUGUCCUGCCUCUACAGAUAACAACACAGCCACAGCCAGAGUCAGCUCAAGAUGGAGGCGCCUCGACCCAAAGUGAAGUCCCAUAUGAUCUGGUCCAUCAUCACCACACUUUGUUGCUGCCUGCCUCUGGGAAUAGGUGCCAUCAUUUGCUCCAGAAGGGUGGACAAGGCAAACUUGGAAGGGGACGUGACCUGGGCGGAGGAGGCGUCCAGGAAAGCCAAGAUCCUGAACAUCACAGGCUUGGUGUGUGGAAUCCUUCUGAUGGCCAUUUUUGUCAUCCUGAAACUCAUGCUAGUCAAGGAUUGAUACCAGCCCCGGCGGAGACACACCCUAAAACACGCUCAGAACAGAAUUCUCGCUAUCCACCCCUCUCACCCCUGUUGCAGCCCCCCCAACAUCAACAGUAACGGUAUAAUCCUCCCAGUGCACUGCCAGUGAGCUUCACUGUAUGUUAAAUCUGUCUGCCUCACAGAUAGAGGAACAGGACAGGGUCUAUGCUACUGAGUAAUGUUUACAUAGAAGUAGAUGUUGCAUGGCUGAGUUUGACUUUAGAAUACAUAACUGUGUGUUACAUUUUAAAUGUUUUAUAAAUGCUUUGUAAAUCUAUGAGAUAUUACAUUUGAGUUUAUUUUAAAUAUGUUUUAUAAAUGCUUUGUAAACCUAUGAGAUAUUACAUUUGAAGCAUAUGAUGGUCAGCAGAAAGAAUGAAUGAGUUUGGAGAAUAAUGGAUGUGCUCAUAGACAUGACUCGGGACAAGAUGGCCUUUCUCUUCAGUGGUGCUUGUUGCUGAAAUAUAACACUGUUUCUAUACCUGCAAUAAUAAUAAUGAUAAUAAAUCCGACGUAAGUAAUCGACAAGACUCUGAGACCACAACCAUUAAACACGUCCAAACAGGUCACUCUUCUUCUAACUCCCAUUCUAACCAAUUACCUGAAGCCCCACUGUUUUUACUUUCCAUAUACAGUAAUGUUGGGCUUUAUCAGGGAGAUCAAAGUUAAAUAGCGUGUGUUUUUUUGUCGGCUAAGAGUUUUGUAUUUCAUUCAUCCUCUCUGACUCUAAUCAUUUAUGCCAAGCAAUCCAUCUUGUCUAAAUCAGGAAUCCAUUUAUCAGUCUCGGAGCUACUGACCAAUUGUGCUCUGGUGUAGGUUCUCUGUAGUGUAAUUCUAAUGUAAUUCUAAUAAUCUGUGGAUCAUACAACUGGAUGUGUCUCUGUAGCUGUAUGUAAAGUGCUGUGGGAAUAUCAUGUUGUUGUUAUGUAUCUUGUUACUUGUGUUCAAUUACCUACUGCAUGGAGAUAAACAAACAUGCAAAGCAAAA